Silurus meridionalis is the source of this 2883-nucleotide messenger RNA. RefSeq names its product chimerin 2 (gene chn2). Gene Ontology annotation, molecular function: GTPase activator activity. The record is from RefSeq and is a predicted model, not a curated record. Gene Ontology annotation, biological process: signal transduction; regulation of small GTPase mediated signal transduction; positive regulation of GTPase activity. NCBI's taxonomy places the organism in Eukaryota, Metazoa, Chordata, Actinopteri, Siluriformes, Siluridae.
GGCGGAUCCCGCGGGAGCGAGAAAAGGAGAGACGGCGUGUGCACGGCGAGCUCAGGAGUGGCAGCACAUGGAGUCCGUACUGUACUGAAUGCUCGUGUGCAGCGUGGAAGACAUGACAUGACACGACCUGAUACGAAGAGCUUCAACUUUUCCCUCGGCUGUUCUUUAUUUUCUCGCAUUGAGGAUCUGCCUGCAGUAUAUCCAAAACCAACCUUUUCCGCCACCCGCGCGCGCACUGCCCAUUUAUACUCCACGGCAGGUAGACAGUAAAUGCGGCAGCUCCCAGCUGAUCCGCGAGACUUGUGACAGUCGUGUCGUGCUCGAUCUUGCGUUGGUGUGCGUGUGUGUCAGGGUGAGAGGACGGGGUGAGAUGGACGAGCUGAUCAGACGCUGUGAGCGCACCUUCAGGAACCGACGGAGUGAGUGAGUGUGAGCGGAGAGAUGGCAGCCUCGAGUAACUCCAGUCUGUCGGGUUCCUCCGUAUCCUCCGAUCCCGAGGACUACCAACCACCAAUAUGGAAAUCCUACUUGUACCAGCUACAGCAGGAGGCGCCCAGACCAAAAAGAAUUACAUGUCCACAGGAGAUGAAGAGCAGGCCCAAAUAUUAUGGACGAGAGUUUCACGGGCUGGUCUCUAGAGAGCAGGCAGAUGAGCUUCUGGGUGGUGCCGAAGGGGCUUACCUCAUCAGAGAGAGCCAGCGGCAGCCUGGAAUUACACUCGCUUUAAGGUUCGGCGGCCAGACUCUAAACUACCGGCUUUUCUACGAUGGCAAGCACUUUGUGGGAGAGAAGCGGUUUGAGUCGGUGCAUGAUCUGGUCACAGAUGGUCUCAUAACCCUGUACAUCGAGACCAAAGCAGCUGAGUACAUUGCCAAGAUGACCACCAACCCCAUUUAUCAGCAUGUGGGCUAUACUGCAUUAUUGAGAGACAAGAUGUGCCAGCGCCUGAGCCGAGUGCGGUCUGAGACUAAAAAAGUCACCUUCCAACAGGAUGAGAAGAUCUCCAACUCACCGCUGGGCAGACGCAGUGCUCUGAAGGAUGGGUCAGAGAAGCAAUGCAACUAUGAAAAGGUCCAUAAUUUUAAGAUACACACCUUCAGAGGCCCACACUGGUGCGAAUACUGUGCUAACUUCAUGUGGGGUCUCAUUGCCCAGGGUGUUCGCUGCUCAGACUGUGGACUGAAUGUACAUAAGCAAUGCUCAAAGCUGGUGCCCAGCGACUGCCAGCCAGACCUGCGGCGCAUCAAGAAGGUUUUUAGCUGUGACCUCACCACGCUGGUUAAAGCCCACAAUACACCACGGCCUAUGGUGGUGGACAUGUGCAUCAGAGAAAUAGAGCACAGAGGACUGAAGUCAGAAGGCCUCUACAGAGUCUCUGGUUUUACAGAACAUAUAGACGAUGUGAGGCUGGCCUUUGACAGAGAUGGUGAGAAGGCAGAUAUCAGUGCUACUGCAUAUCCAGACAUCAACACCAUCACAGGAGCUUUGAAACUCUAUCUGAGAGAUCUGCCAAUCCCUGUCAUCACGUACAACGUUUACUCCAAAUUCAUCCAGGCAGCCAAAAUAAACGACCCUGACACCAGGCUAGAAGCGAUCCACGAUGGCCUGCUACAGCUUCCUCCUGCACAUUACGAGACUCUUCGCUAUCUGAUGACUCAUCUAAAAAGAGUCACUAUGUAUGAAAAAGAGAAUCUCAUGAAUGCUGAGAAUCUUGGAAUCGUCUUCGGGCCAACUUUGAUGCAGCCUCCGGACCAGAACACACUAGCCACCCUCAACGACAUGAGGCACCAGAAACUGAUUGUUCAGCUGUUGAUUGAGCAUGAAGAUAUUCUCUUUUAAAGCCAUGAACUGUAAAGAUUUUGCUACCAUGAGGAAGUGGAUGGUAGACAUUCUUUCAAUGUAAAGAUCUUAUUUUACUAGGAGAUUUAACUGGCUUACAAUGUACAUUUUGUGUAACAUAUCCUUAAUCACCAAUACUAGAUUAUAAGAUCAGUGGAAAUGGGCACUACUGUAAGCCUGAUCUUAGACUUGAUUGCUGUCAUGGUCUAGAAUGAGUGCUUUCAUAUGUUUUUAAUGCAAAUUCUUAUUUAAUAAGAUCUGAUGCAGAGCAAUUCAUGAGACGGAAAAAAAAAAUCAAUAGUUUUUGUAUAUAUUCAAAUUAGUUUGUAUGUUACAGUAUAUAAUUGUAAAAAAAAAAUACUGUUUCCCCAGAUGCCAAAUAAUCUAAACAACCCCCAUGGUACAUGACUAAUGGUUCCAUGGUUGCACUGAUAACAGAUGUUUCACUAUGGGUUGAAAAGAAAAGUUGUUCAUUCUUUGUGGUGUGUAUACUGUAUGUACACAUGUGUAAUGUGUUUUACAAUGACAAGACCCAAUAUGAAGCACUUUUAUUGUAAAUAGUUUAAACUGUGUUUUUUUCUGAAUCUGGUGUUGAUCAUUUUAAAUGUCAUCUUCGUACAUUUUCUUUGAUGAUGAAAUUCGGUGGGGUUCUGUUGUACGUGUGUGUGUGUGUGUGUGUGUGUGUGUGUGUGUGUGUGUGUGUGUGUGUGUGUGUGUGUGUGUGUGUGUGUGUGUGUAAUCCUGGCUUGAUGCUGUAAAUGACACUGGUCUGAUACUGAUGAGGAGCAUUUCGACCAUCUCAAAACUGUGACGUAGACAUGUGAGCCAGCGCACACGGACGAAAGCAGUGGAUGGUGCCAUACCUCAUAAUCAGGCCGUUUAUGAAAGAAAUAAUCGUCCCUUUCUGAUUGCAUAUGUCUCUGUAUGAUGAAUCUCAUUUGAUAUGAGAACUUUCUAAAAAAAUGUUUUAUUAAAAAAAUAUUUUCUGUGCAGGAUGUAAUUAUGAUUGUAAUUUAUCAAUUUUAUUAAAUGACAUGAAUCUGA